UUUUGUAUUUAAAUAGUUUAAAUUUCUUCAAGUAAUUCUGAUUGGUUGAUCCCCACUAUAUUACUUUUCCGAGAUUCCAGUUUUCCGAAGUUCUGGAACGUUGUUAUGGAAUGGUACUCUCAUGAGACGGCACCUUGAUGCAGAUAAUUCGCAGGCACACUUGUGUAUAAAUUUGGAAGAAAAAAAAGAGCAAUUGAAAUGUAGAAAAAUUCAUAAAGUAUAAAAAAUUCAAGAAUAAAAAACAAUCGCUCUGAUACAAAAAUAAGCAGAAUCCCUUUAAAUAUUUAUUCAAAAUUUUUCGAAUAAAAUCCGAACUUUUGUUAUAACUUUAUAUUGAUAAAUUCGGGAUAUUUAUUCAAAAAAAAUAUCCAUAUGCAAAUAUAUAAACCGGCUCAUAAAUGCGACCGCACAAAUUUAAACUCCCAUGUGAUGUGGACAGUUUUCCACAAAUUGAUCAGAAGGUAGUGAUUGUCUCGGUAUUUGGUAAGUCUCAAUAUCGAGCUAAAGGAUGCAAGAUGGAAAUGCUCAGUUCCAUACUCCAGUUACAUCAUCUGGAUGAACCAGAGAUUGACAAAGAUUCUUGGUGUGAAAUUGAAGGAUAUUAUAAUCCUCGUGAGAAGACAGUUUUCUUGCACUUGAGAGGAUUCUUGGAUACUCAUACGCUUUUAAUUGAAUAUGACAAGUUCACAAAAAAUCAGAAUUGCAAGGACUUUCUCAGUGUAUGGGCACAUAUGAGAGAUAAAUAUGCAAAGGCACUCCUAGUGCUGUUUCAUAUAUCUCAUGUGAUUAUACUUACUCAUCCAACUUAUACCUUUGAUUAUAGUUACGUAAAUCUUUUUCGUGCUAUGGAUACAGUCAGGCAGAAAAUCUUGCCACAACUUUCCGAUGUGUUAAACUCUAUUCAUAAUCUACCCAAAGAUUGGAUCGCAAACAUCAGACCAUGCUCGCCGCGGGUAUUAUUUUAUUUUGAAACCUGUCCUACAGCGUUCCAAAAUCCAGACAUUGAUGCUAAUAUCAAAAAAUUAGAACAUUCCCUCGAAGAUCAAAUUUAUCAUAUGUUAAGGAAAAAUAGAAUUGUUACCAAUAUCAGUUCAAAUUCCUUGUUUGCGAUACCAGCUAAUCAGGAAUUCGUGUAUGUGCAUACCGGAAAUACAGAUUCAAGGGAUAUGCUGGGUCAUAUGGCGAGAAAAUUGAUGCAAAGCUGCAAAAGCAGUUCUGGCAGUACAACAUCGAGAAGUCUCACCAGUUUAGAUUCAAAUAGUAUUGUAACGGAUGAUACUGGAACUGAAUCUCGCUCGUUUAAACUAUUUUUGCAACAACACAUAAACUUGGCUUUUGCAAAAGGGUUUGACGACAACGUCGGCCGACACUCUGUACCAGCUUAUUUUGAAAUACCCACUCUGAAUAUAUUUUGCCAAGUAGCAAACAAGGUAUUCGAUUAUUUUAUUUAUGGAACCGACAAAGAACUGUCAACACUUCAUAAUUUAUUAGAUACCGAUGUGAAAUUCAGUAAAAGCCGAUGCAGCAAAGUACUUCCGAGAGCUUUACAAGCGUAUCAGGAGAACUUACCGCAGCAUUACACAAGAGCGUAUCACGAAUCGAAACUAGCGCAUGCGAUGGCAGUUUUCGAAAUGCAUGCUCGCGGUCCGUUGUUUGAAGAGUUCAGUGAAAAGUUACAGGCCGAAUGUGACAAACAUUGGCGUGCUGGCAGACAAAUGUGCGAAGUAUUGUCACUCACUGGUCAUCCUUGUACAAAUCCUAUUCACAGGGGAGGUAGCGAAGGUGCUGGAGGCGGAGAGCAAACUGAACCUAGAGAGGACGAUAGCGAACUACCUACCAGAGAACAUUGCAGUGGAGUUAGAUAUGUGUGUGCUUGCAAUUGUGGUCGAAUUCAAGGCUCCAGAGAAGAUCCUUUCAGUCUACGACAGGCCAAUUACGACUAUUUCCAAAUGUUAGCGAAGCAAUGCGGUUGCGCGCAAUUGGAGAGUAUACAGUUCCCCGUGUUUCAACCUAGUACACACAAUUACAGAGCAGCGCAAUUAUUUUCAGCGGGGAAACGCCACGAUUCCUUCAGUCGCAACGGAUCUUCUACGCCUCAGGAAGAUACGCAAGCUUGUAGUUUAGGAGCCGAUAGUUUGAAUGACGGAAUUACAGAUUAUGGUAGUGGCGGUCAAUCGUCGAUGACGAGCGAUCCGAUCGGAGAGGAUAUCCCCAGAUUGAGCGGCAAAACAAGUCUCACGCCGAGUGAUUCACAGAAAGUUAUCAUAGAAGUCACUGACAGCGACGCGGAAAACUCUAAAGACAAAUCUUUGGUCAGACAACCAUCGACAACAGAAUACCUGCCUGGAAUGUUACACACCGAAUCACCAUCCGGCUUGCUACCGCAAUUUUCUAGCUGGUCCCUGAUAUGUCUGGGACCGAGUAGUCUUUAUUCUCACAAUUUAGGAUUGCAGCAUCAAACCGGGGUAUUUCCUACCUCCGCAUUUCUACUCCCAUGGGAUGUAACUGUCAGAUUGGAGCAUCAAAAGGAGCGUAGUAACUCCUUGUGGCCUAUGAUGGGAUUUACAGGAUCUGAUCACGGGAUUCAUGGAAGUUAUUGUUCGCGAGGAGGCAAAAAUUUCCAAAACAUUAAUACCAUUCGUGGUCGUAAGUCCAAGGGCGGCAAAGAAUUUGUGGUAAAGAUAUUCGUCGGUGUGGAAUACGAGUGCCCACGCGGGCACAGAUUCAUGGCGUCCGCGCCUGACAAGGUACUAAAGACCACUGGAAAUGGAAUAGUAAAAGAUAGUGGAAAUAAGGUGACGUCCAGCACAGCCGAUAUGCCACUCUACUUUGCGUGCCCUUGCAGACAGACGAAACCAUUGAUCGCUCAAUUAAUGAGAAUCCACGUGGUAACACCUAAAGCACCAGUACACGUUACAUUGAACCCCCGGGUUCAACCUGGUCCUCCACCUUGCCCGACAUUCGUCACCGGAUGCGAAGAACCGAUCAAACUAUCACAAAGCGCAUACUGGAUUUUAAGAUUGCCUUACAUAUACAUGGGUGAGAAAGGACCAUAUUUACCACCUAAGGAACCGGUAUCUACGUCUCACGGGCGUUUGUUAGCCGGGAUGUACGGCAUAAGCGAAGUUAUGCCUGAGAAGAAAUGA
Formica exsecta is the source of this 3146-nucleotide messenger RNA. Its product is annotated as protein SMG8. The record is from RefSeq and is a predicted model, not a curated record. Gene Ontology annotation, biological process: nuclear-transcribed mRNA catabolic process, nonsense-mediated decay. The coding region runs from base 399 to 3146 and encodes 915 amino acids. NCBI's taxonomy places the organism in Eukaryota, Metazoa, Arthropoda, Insecta, Hymenoptera, Formicidae. The transcript is spliced from 15 exons.